This is a messenger RNA of Lonchura striata (white-rumped munia), 1637 nucleotides long. The record is from RefSeq and is a predicted model, not a curated record. Lineage: Eukaryota; Metazoa; Chordata; Aves; Passeriformes; Estrildidae.
AUGGCAACGCUGUGUAUGUGUAUAGAUGGGAAUGAGAGGCUGGAGAGCAGCUCCAUGGAAAGGGAGCUAGGGGUCCUGAUUGACAAAGUGAAUCCGGGGCCGUGCGGGGCGCACGCCGGGCGGCCGCUGGAGCUGUUCUGCGAGGACUGCGGGCGCUGCGUGUGCGCGCUGUGCCCGGCGCUGGGCGCGCACCGCGGGCACCGCGCCUGCCUCCUGCCGCAGGCGGUCCGCCGCGCCCAGGAACUUAUGUCAGUGUGCUUGAAGAAUCUAGAAGAGAGAAAAGAGGAAGAAGAUGGCAACAGAAGGAGCAUUGAGCAGGCUGUAAAGGAUGUGAAGGCACAUGCUGAUAUGAUGAAACGGCAGCUGUCAGAAAAAAUGGCUGAGCUUCAGUUACUUCUUCGGGAAGAAGAGAGUCUGGCAAAAAACUUCAUUGAUGAAAAGACUCAGCAAGCCCUGGGAACACAUGAUCAGCAUUUGAGGUUCUGUCAAGAACAGCUUGCAGCCGUAGAGACCUUCACACAUCGAAUCAGACACAUACGACAGGACAGUGAUCCUAUUCGUUUGCUGGAGAAGUACACGGAAAUUGAGAAGGAAAUUAAGGAAUCCAGGCACCCAUUAGAAAAGUGGCAUCCAGUACCUCUCUCAUUUGAACACUUACUUAACCAUUAUAAACACUUCAUCAGAGUUCUUCAGUCCAUUCUACAGAAACCAUUGGAAGCACGGCUUAAAGAAGAUGUUUUCAGUAGUCUUAAUCCCACUGCAAAGAAGGAGCCUGGGACAGUGCUGAAAACCAUGACUCCUAUUGAUCGGUUGCUUUUCUUAAAACAUGCAAGAUCACCAACCUGGGAAUACGACAGCAUUCACCCGAGACUGAAAUUGUCAGAUGACCGUCUUGAAGUAAGCUGUAGCUGGAGGAGAAUAUUUUACCCCUGUAGUCCCCAGAGAUUUGAUAAAUUAUGGCAAGUGCUAAGCAGAGACGCAUUCCUGUCUGGGAGCCAUUACUGGGAGGUUGACCUGCUUCGGGCUGGAGCAGGAUGGUGGAUUGGCGCAGCCUACCCCACCAUUGCCAGGAAAGGAGACUCAGAAGCCUGUCGCCUGGGCUGGAAUAGAGCAUCCUGGUGCCUUAAGAAGUUUGAUUUUGAAUACUGGGCAUUUCACAAGGGAGAGAGAAUCCCCAUCGUGAUAGAAGAUGAUCCUGAUUGCAUUGGCAUUUUCCUAGAUUAUGAAGCAGGAAUCCUUUCAUUCUACAAUGUUAGCGAUGGCAUGGCUCAUUUGCACACCUUCUGCUGCAAGUUCACAGAACCAGUUUAUCCAGCCCUGAGGCUCUGGGAAGGGUCCAUUAGAACAUGCAAACUAACAUAAGAAACAAAGUGAAAUAAAGCCCACUAUUUCAUGCUUUUUCUACUAAUGCCACUUCAGCAAUUAUCUGAAUUAAUUAAUCUCUGUUGCAUCAAAGUUGUAAUUAUGAUGCUUUUAAAAGGCAACAUAAGUUUAGGAAAACUAACUGUGAUUUUUAAUAUGUAUUUUUUUUCAGAGGGGAGGUGACCUGACUUUUAGAAAUGAUGCUGACAUACCACUCAAAGUGCAUUAUGUAAUAUUGUUGUACUUUUUCAACUUGUUAACAGCAAAUGCAAGGA